This is a messenger RNA of Colletes gigas, 1200 nucleotides long. RefSeq names its product metallophosphoesterase domain-containing protein 1. The coding region runs from base 144 to 1052 and encodes 302 amino acids. The record is from RefSeq and is a predicted model, not a curated record. The transcript is spliced from 5 exons. NCBI's taxonomy places the organism in Eukaryota, Metazoa, Arthropoda, Insecta, Hymenoptera, Colletidae. Gene Ontology annotation, molecular function: hydrolase activity.
UUCCUCGGUGCUUGCCCAACAAGUCAUCUCUCUAUGAAAUGAAUAAAUGAGUAAAUGAAUCUUCACCCAAAUUUAGAAUUGCCAUUAUUGGUAAUGUUGUGAAUUUUCACACAUAAAAAGUACAAAAUGAAAUUAAAUUAACCAUGGAGAUAGAGAUUCAUCCAUUAACAAACGAUCCUACAGAAGCCUGGCAUGAAUUGUCACAAAAGCAGAAAGUCAUCAAAAUAAAUGCUAAACAUCCAACAACCGAUGCUCCAAAUGACAAGCUUCGCGUUGUCUGUAUGAGUGAUACUCAUUCGUUAACGCCGUUCUUAAAAUUUGAUAUACCUAUGGGAGAUAUCUUCAUCCAUGCUGGAGAUUUUACAAAAUGUGGCAAUUUACAAGAAGUUAUAGAGUUUAAUAAAUGGAUUGGUAAUUUGCCGCAUAAAAAUAAAAUUGUUAUUGCUGGUAAUCAUGAGCUCAGUUUUGAUUCAACAUUUACACAUCCCUUUGACAUACCCACAUUGGGAAUGUCCAGAGACAUUCUGGCAGAAGCCAUACAAACCACUAAUGUUAAGGAUUAUUUGACAAAUUGUACUUAUUUAGAAGAUUCCGAAAUUAUAAUCCAUGGAAUAAAGUUAUAUGGUUCGCCAUGGCAACCAGAAUUUUGUAAUUGGGCAUUUAAUUUACCUCGCGGAGAACUGCUUCUUUCGAAGUGGAAUAGGAUACCGUCAGAUACAGAUAUUCUUAUAACGCACACGCCCCCUAUAGGUCAUGGUGAUUUAUGCUGUAAUAAAGUACGAGCUGGAUGUGUAGAAUUACUGUCUACGGUACAGAAUCGAGUUCAACCAAAGUAUCACGUUUUUGGUCAUAUACACGAAGGUAAUGUCUAUAUUUUUUUGUUUUUUUUUCGAAAGAAAUUACAUGCUAAUAUCUUUGUAAUAGGGUAUGGUAUUUCAACUGAUGGCAAGAUAAUAUAUAUAAAUGCGUCAACAUGUGAUCUAAAUUAUUUGCCAAGUAAUCCACCAAUAGUUUUCGAUAUAAAGCUACCACCAGGUUGUAGUAAAUCAUAAAAAAUGCGGAACAUAGCAAUAAAUUUCAUAAUUGUAUUUCUUACAUGAGAAGUAUUUGCAAAAAAAAAAAAAAAAAUAGAACGUUUAAUGUGUUUAUCAAUAGAUUUAUACGAAUUUCUUUAGAAAUUAUGCACUCUUUCAUCCUAGA